AUGAAGGUGGAACAUGGCAGAACAAGUCGCCUCUUUACUUCGUCAUUGCCAGACCUGUUCCACUUCCGUCAAGGCGAUGCGGAAGACGUGGAUCCUGUCAACAAUUGGCAUCGAGGUCGAAUCACGUGGGCGCAAUCUGAGUCACUUGGCCUUGCCGACCAAGAGUGCUCGGGCGCCGUGCGAAAAGUCUGCCAGCGCGAUUCUUCACUUGUCAUGUGCCUGCCGGAAGAAUGCUUGAUACGCGCCAACAAAUCAAAAGUACAUUCACCCGACUCCCGGCGUCGUUUCCCGUGCUGCCGAAUACUUGCAUCUGUAAGCUACUUACUCUAUUUUAUUUCGCCUCAUCUUCACUUUGAGCCCUCUUCUUCCGCACGCCUUCCAGUGCAGAUAAAGCACGGGAAACGACGUCGGGAGUCGGGUGAAUGUACUUUUGAUUUGUUGGCGCGUAUCAAGCAUUCUUCCGGCAGGCACAUGACAAGUGAAGAAUCGCGCUGGCAGACUUUUCGCACGGCGCCCGAGCACUUUAUCCAAGACCAAAAGCAUCACACGUCAGAUCUUUUUUUAGAAAUCUCCAUAAUUAAAUUGCUCGGCGUACUGACCUCUUGGUCGGCAAGGCCAAGUGACUCAGAUUGCGCCCACGUGAUUCGACCUCGAUGCCAAUUGUUGACAGGAUCCACGUCUUCCGCAUCGCCUUGA
Molecule: messenger RNA, 696 nt
Organism: Protopolystoma xenopodis
Lineage: Eukaryota; Metazoa; Platyhelminthes; Monogenea; Polystomatidea; Polystomatidae
Source: the annotation of a GenBank genome assembly